AUGAAGGAAGAUACCUCCAGCAUCCACACAGGCUUCCGGCUUUACGCCGUGUCUGUAGUGUUAGCGCUUUCGGUUCUGAUGGUUGGGCUGGAUGCUAGCAUUGUUGCCACAGCGAAUCCAAAGAUCACGGACGAUUUCAACUCCCUUGUGGACGUCGGCUGGUACGGGUCUGCAUUCCAGUUGACAGUCUGCGCCACUCAGCUGACAUGGGGCAAGGUGUACCUGCUCUUCCCCGUAAAGCGGGUGUUCAUGGGCAGCCUUAUUCUUUUUGAAGUGGGUAGUCUAAUAUCGGCCGCCGCACCGACCUCGAACGCUUUCAUUACCGGCCGCGCCGUGUCGGGCGUGGGUUCCGCUGGGAUGACAGGCGGCUCUCUCCUGAUUAUUACCCAGUGCGUGCCUUUGCGGAGUCGCCCCACGUUCAUUGCCAUUCUUGGGGCCAUGGAAGCGCUUGGCUACAUCAUGGGGCCGAUGCUUGGGGGUGCAAUCACAGACAAGGCCAGCUGGAGAUGGUGCUUCUGGAUUAACCUGCCCGUCGGCGCCGUCACCGCUGUCGUUAUGGAGAUUCUGCUCAAGCCACCCCAAAACGAAUCAGCCUCGGCCUUCUCGUUGACCGUCAGGGAAAAACUGAGGCGCUUUGACUGGUUCGGGGCCUUGAUUGUUGGCCCGGCCAUUCUCUCCCUGAUUCUUGGUUUGCAGUGGGGUGGUUCUAAAUAUCCAUGGAGCGAUGCCCGCAUCAUCGUGGCCCUCGUUGUCGGUAUAACUCUUCUCAUCAUCUUCUUUGUUAUCCAGACUCUCCUCUCGCCAGAAAAAGCAACUAUCUCAGUCAGAGUACUGAAGUCGCGGAGCGUUGUUUUCGGGGCUCUGUUCUCCUUUUCCCUCUCCUCGGCACUCGCCAUCUGGACUUACUACCUGCCCCUCUGGUUCCAGGGCGUCAAGGGUGCAUCCGCGCUCGCCGCCGGCGUCAUGCUCCUGCCGGCUAUUUUGGGCUUGGUGACGGGAGUCAUCAUUGGAAGCUUGCUCGUCACGUGGACCGGGUAUUACACUCCCUUGGCGAUCGUUUGCGGCAUCUUGACAACCGUGGCUGCGGGAUUGCUUACUACACUAGAGGUGGACACCCCCCAGCCUGUCUGGAUUGGCUACCUAAUCUUCAUCGGAAUUGCGUCUGGUAUGGGGUUUCAGCAACCCCAGAUCGCGGUGCAGACGGUCCUCGAGGACCAGGAUGUGCCGGCCGGGAUUUCACUUAUAUUCUUCUCGCAGAGUAUUGGAAGCGCCAUCUUCAUCUCGCUGGGGAACAGCAUUUUCCUGAACCGCUUGAUCGCCCAUCUCAAGGACACGGCUCCUGCUGUGAGUUCCGAAACAUUGCUGUCCCAUGGCGCCACGACCCUGAAGACAGCUGUUCCAGCCGAGCUGCUGCAAGCUGUUCUGGCCGCCUACAACGACGCAAUUGACCACGUCUUCUACGCAGCGCUGGCCAUGUCCGGACUGGCAGCCUUUCUUGCCUGGGGAAUGGAAUUCAAGUCGAUCAAGGAGGGCAAGAAUGCUAAGAAACAGUCUAGGAGGUCCUUCACGUUAUCUUACAUCCAGCCACUGCCGCUCGACGAGUUACUGCUGUUCGAGGAAUCUGGACGUGGAGCUAGGGCUACUACUCGCUAG
This is a messenger RNA of Venustampulla echinocandica, 1653 nucleotides long. RefSeq lists its product as uncharacterized. The transcript has 3 exons. Gene Ontology annotation, biological process: transmembrane transport. Bases 1 to 1653 code for a protein of 550 amino acids. Gene Ontology annotation, molecular function: transmembrane transporter activity. NCBI's taxonomy places the organism in Eukaryota, Fungi, Ascomycota, Leotiomycetes, Helotiales, Pleuroascaceae. The record is from RefSeq and is a predicted model, not a curated record.